GUCAAGACAAAGAUUUGCGCCUCGUCUCGCAUCCUUCCCCCUCGCCAAUCUUCAUUGUUUGGGUUGGAAAUCAUGUCCGGAUCGUAACAGGCAACUGAGCCACGCGCUUCGGGCAGGAGGGGGAGAUGGCAACACUGCCCACCCGCUGGUUGCGGGCCCUAGGAGAGGACCUCGGGGGGUCAUCGGGGUCCGCUCUCGUGCAGCCGGUCACCUAGCGUGUGCGAGACGGAAGCGGGUCGACUGUGCAUGCUGUACUCGACUGUGCAUGCUGUACUCGACUGUGCAUGCUGUACUCGACUGUGCAUGCUGUACGCGACUGUGCAUGCUGUACGCGUAUUCACCUGGAUCCCUCCAAUGGAGCGAUGCCUGGAGUCGUGUUGGCUGCGGGCGACUCCCGCGGAUUAUCAUAUGUGGCCAGCCUCGCCCUUCCGUGCCUUUUGGAGCGUGUUUGGUUGCAACCAAGGAUUCAAAGCUACACGGGCCGUCGUCUGCACUAAUUGCUUGUUCCUCCGGCCCGGAAUAGCUACGGAUAGUCACUUCAGUUGCGAGGCCAGACGUCGUGAUUCGCUGGUAACCGGACCCGACAGUUUGGAAGCGAAUAGGAUGCUGUGCUCCCCCAAAUCGCCGGCGGCUAGCAAUUGGAGGGUCGAGAGUGAGGACUGAGAUGCUGGGGGCAGUGGACUGACGGAGUCAUACAUUGCAGCGAUAUGACCC
Lasiosphaeria miniovina is the source of this 714-nucleotide messenger RNA. RefSeq lists its product as uncharacterized. The transcript has a single exon. The record is from RefSeq and is a predicted model, not a curated record. The coding region runs from base 247 to 663 and encodes 138 amino acids. NCBI's taxonomy places the organism in Eukaryota, Fungi, Ascomycota, Sordariomycetes, Sordariales, Lasiosphaeriaceae.